AUGGAGCCUCGCAAGACUAUUGUCGCCCUUUACGACGACAAAACAAUCACAGUCUACCAGGCUUGCAACGACGAGAUUGCUGACGCCGCCGUAGCGACUCAGAAACUCUCCGCUUCACCCAAGUUCAAGAUCAAUCGUACAACGUGGAUCAAGCCGUCUUGGUGCUGGAUGAUGUAUCGCUGCGGGUAUUCUUCCAAGGACCCCAAUCAGCAUCGAGUCCUUGCCUUGCGGAUGAAGCACACGCACUUCGCAGAAGUGCUCAAGCUAGCAACCUUAGCGCAUGAUAGCCAUGUCAAGGGCACUACGGUGGUCGUGCAAUGGGAUCCUGAGCGAGGGCCACGACUCGAAAGGUUUGCUGACCAGCGAAGCAUACAAAUCGGCAUUCCAGGCGUGCUGGUACAGAAAUGGAGCGAUGAGUGGAUUGACAGCAUCCACGAUGUCACUGCUGCUGCUCGCGCCAUGAAAGAGGCACUGGAUGAAGACGAGAAGCUGACGGCCGAGCAGCUUGUGCACAAAGGACUGAUGCCGCAGGAGAGAAGUUACGUAGUGGAUGCAGAGAUCAUCAAGCGGCUGGGCAUGCGUCUCGAUACCGAGAGUGGACGGUCAUGA
Baudoinia panamericana UAMH 10762 is the source of this 609-nucleotide messenger RNA. RefSeq lists its product as uncharacterized. The coding region runs from base 1 to 609 and encodes 202 amino acids. The record is from RefSeq and is a predicted model, not a curated record. The transcript has a single exon. NCBI's taxonomy places the organism in Eukaryota, Fungi, Ascomycota, Dothideomycetes, Mycosphaerellales, Teratosphaeriaceae.